Messenger RNA from Mercenaria mercenaria, 15480 nucleotides. RefSeq names its product polyamine-transporting ATPase 13A3-like. The transcript is spliced from 33 exons. Gene Ontology annotation, cellular component: membrane. Bases 283 to 4170 code for a protein of 1295 amino acids. Gene Ontology annotation, biological process: intracellular calcium ion homeostasis; polyamine transmembrane transport. Gene Ontology annotation, molecular function: polyamine transmembrane transporter activity; P-type ion transporter activity; ATP hydrolysis activity. Lineage: Eukaryota; Metazoa; Mollusca; Bivalvia; Venerida; Veneridae. The record is from RefSeq and is a predicted model, not a curated record.
UGCAUUGUAAACACGUGUUUCGUCAAUUGCUUAUGAAGUUCUUUUUCAGCUAGACUUCACAACGGAAAUCGAAGCAUGUUAAAGUUUGACCAGUGGCUACAGUAUGCGUCUUGAUGUUUAUGUGCACCGUUAAAGACUGAAUGUUCCAGGUUUUCCUGCCUGGUUUAACAUUCUGUACGAGGAGGAUGAAGAUAUUUACACGGCAAAACUGGGCGAGGAAUAUGAGGCGGGUGAUGUUAUAAUUAAAGUUUAAGAAAUGGUGAUUUGAAGGAGAGGUCAAAGAUGAAGAAGUUUGUUACUGGUCCACCUCCAGUUGACCCAAGGAAAAGUUAUGUCAGUCAAGGAGAAGAAGAUCAAAUGGAGAUACAGGGUUACACAGUCAGUAAGUUGAAAUGCAUUGUUGUUUACUUCUUCAUCUUCAUCACAGUGGGCCUGUUACGUCUUGUAUUUCACUGGAUGCCACAGUGGUAUGUCUGGAGUACCCAGAGGAAGUGCAGUCUCGCUGAAGCUACAACAGUGCUUCUCAGAGAUCAGUACAGACAGUGGUUUGUUGCUAAAGUUGACACAAUGACAAAGGAUGGAACGAGAGUGGCUGUGUUGAAACCAUCAGUAUCAUUUUCAAUUCCAUCAAAGUCUCGACGUAGACGAGCUCAGUUGUUUCUCAACACAGGACAGCGGGAUGAAAAUCUGAUCCGAUACUUUGUUGUGAAACGGGUAAAGUUCAUAUGGAACUCUGAAGAAGACAAAUACCAGAAACUUAGAGGGCUAGAAGUUAACAAUACAUGUUCAUAUUUCCAUGAGGCCAAAGGUUUGAACUAUGAACACCAAAGAAAAAGGAGAGUGUUUUAUGGGGCAAACAGUAUUGCAGUUCAUGUUACACCAAUUCUUUCACUACUAUUUAAAGAGGCAUUAUCACCAUUCUAUGUGUUCCAAGUAUUCAGUACAAGUGUAUGGUUUGCUGACGAGUAUUACUACUAUGCUUCAUGUAUCAUCAUUAUAUCUGUGAUAUCUUUGUCUACAUCCAUCUAUCAAACCAGAAAGAUGCAGAGGGCAUUGAGGAAUACCAUUCAGACAUCAACAGUUGUUACAGUUUGUAGAGGAAAUGAUGAGUAUGAAGAUAUACCAUCAGAUGACCUGGUACCUGGAGAUGUUAUAGAGGUACCUCAUCACGGCUGUGUGAUGCAGUGUGAUGCUGUACUCAUAAGUGGAAACUGUAUCGUCAAUGAGAGCAUGCUUACAGGUGAGAGUGUGCCUGUAACAAAGACCCCAUUACCUGACACAAGACAUUCUACCUCGUCUCGUAAUGCAGUGUUUAACAUGAAGGAGCACAGUAAACAUACCUUGUUCUGUGGUACCCAGGUGAUACAGACACGUUACUAUGGCAACCAGAAAGUAAGAGCUGUUGUUGUGAGAACAGGGUUUCUCACCUCGAAAGGAGAGCUGGUUCGGGCCAUACUGUAUCCAAAACCGGUAGACUUUAAAUUCAACAGAGAUACUUACUUCUUUGUGGGUGUGUUAGCUUCCAUUGCUGGGAUAGGCCUUAUCUAUACUGUGAUAUUGAAGGUACAGAGAGGAGAUGCUGUAGGUGAGAUUAUCAAGCGUUCCCUGGACCUGAUCACUAUAGCAGUACCUCCGGCUCUCCCAGCUGCUCUCACUGUUGGUAUCGUGUUUGCUCAGGCACGUAUGAAACGCAGCGCUAUCUACUGUAUCAGUCCAAGAAGCAUCAACAUUUGUGGUAGCAUCAAUGCUGUCUGUUUUGAUAAGACUGGUACUCUGACAGAGGAUGGUUUAAAUAUGCAGGGAGUGGUACCAGUCCAUAAUGGAAGUUUCCAAGGUGAGAUUACAAACAUGCUGUUGCUGGAGAAAGGUCUUUUAAUGGAUGCCAUGGCAACAUGCCAUUCUCUGACCUUGAUUGAAGGUCAUCUCAGUGGUGAUCCCCUAGAUCUAAUCAUGUUUGAUUCCAUUGACUGGGUUCUUGAAGAAACAGGGGAAGAUAACAGUAAAUUUGAUAUGCUCGUACCAACCAUUGUUUACCCAAAAUCAUCCAGGGAGCACACCAUGACAGCCGAGGAGCUGAGCAAUAUUGACAAGCCAGGUGUACAGCUAGGUAUCGUGAGGCAGUUUACAUUUUCAUCAAGUCUACAGCGAAUGUCAGUUAUAGUGAGAAGAAUUGGUGGCACACAGUUUGAGAUCUUUUCUAAAGGUUCACCGGAGAUGAUUACUUCGCUGUGUCAGCCAGAUACAGUUCCUGUUGAUUUUCAUGAUGUGCUGACAUCAUACACCCAGCAUGGAUACAGAGUUCUUGCCCUUGCCUGGAAACAACUUCCAAAUAAGUACAACUAUGUGAAAGUUCAAAGAGUGCAAAGGGAGAGAGUGGAGACCGGCCUUACAUUCCUGGGACUAUUGAUAAUGGAGAACAAACUUAAGCCAGAGACAACCCCUGUCAUAGAACAACUAAAUGAAGCCAACAUUAGAACUAUCAUGGUCACAGGUGACAACAUGCUGACAGCUAUCAGUGUUGCCCAUGAUUGUAAAAUGGUAGGACUGACAGACAAAAUUGUAGUUGUAGAGGCACAUAUUUCAAUGAAAGAUUCUACUGUCCCACAGAUGUGGUUUGUUAAUGAAGACAGUAAUUCAAGAAUUGCAAAAGAGAAUUUCUUCAGUAGUGAAGAUGGUGUUACAGGGAUACAGAUAGAGGGAGAUAACUCUAACAUCAAGUUUGCCAUGUCAGGUAAAUCUUGGGAGAUUGUCAGACUUCACUUUCCAGAACAGUUACAGAAGAUACUGGUACGAGGUGUGGUGUUUGCGAGAAUGUCGCCGGAACAGAAAGCACAGCUUGUGGAGGCAUUACAAGGUCUUGGGUACUAUGUAGCUAUGUGUGGAGAUGGAGCCAAUGAUUGUGGAGCUCUGAAGAUGGCACAUACAGGAAUCUCCCUGUCUGAAGCUGAGGCCUCCGUAGCAUCACCAUUCACAUCAAAAAAUCCAAAUGUUGAGUGUGUUCCCACUGUUAUAAGGGAGGGCAGAGCAGCACUGGUGACCUCAUUUGGUAUAUUCAAAUACAUGGCAUGCUACAGUCUCACACAGUUUGUGUCUGUUCUCAUCCUGUACAAGGUUGAAUCUAACUUGACAGAUUUUGAAUUCCUGUAUAUUGAUCUUAUUCUUCUGACCUCACUCAGUGUUACAUAUGGAAGAACAGAAGCAUACCCCAAACUUGUGAAGGAACCACCCCAGCUACGUCUGACCAGCCCCGCCCCAAUUAUGUCACUAAUACUUCAGAUGCUUAUACAAAUAGCUGCACAAGUUUUCUGUUUUUACAAUGUCCAGCAACAACCCUGGUUUGUACCACAUGUACAUGAGGAAGAGUAUGAUUAUGCGAGUUACGAGAACGUGGCAGUUUUCUCCGUAUCUGUGUUCCAGUACAUAGGUCUUGCCAUAGCCUUCUCCAAGGGUGCUCCAUACAGGAAACACAUGUUCUCUAAUUAUCUGUUUUUGCUCAACAUUGUGUUAUGCUUUGCCUUCAGUUUCUGGCUAACUGUCUACCCUAUUGACUGGAUGGUGGAGUUCUUUGAGCUUCAGCCUCCACCCAGUGUGUCAUAUAGACUUGUGUUCUUUGGUGUGGCAAUCAUCAACUGUAUUCUAUCUAUCUUACUAGAGACAUUCCUUCUCGACCAUGCUGUUAUCAGAGAAAAGUUCCGGCGAAUGAAGGAACGUUGGUUCCCGUCCCUCAAGUUUGAAUAUAGCGCCAUUGAAGAGGAGAUAGUAUCUACACCAGGGUGGCCACCUGUCGGAGGAGAUCCUAUUACAGCUCUAUAUCGGGAUGAUGUCAGCUUCUCAGAGCUGUAUCCGCAGGAGACGGACAAAAUGUUGCCAGGUAACGCAGACUCAAACAACAGUUCAGCGUAUUGCUCAUCACAAUCAGUUGGGUUCACACCAAGAACGUCAACAAGUGACAAUCCAUUUACAUCUGCAAGUUCAAUUGUCAGUAUGCCUAAAAGCUCAGCAUCUGAUGCUGGUGAGGGAAGUAAGUUAGCUUCUGGAACCAUAGCAGAAACUGCGGAAAUGGAAGACAUUCCUGGUGAUAAAGGGGAGAUUGCAGGAGCUGUAGAUUGGAGAGGAAGCACAGAAAAUACACUUUUGGUUCAACAAGAGGCAGAGCAGCCUUCUAGAUGACACUCUUGUGUCACUGGAACACUAUAUAUAAUGGCUUUGUUUUAGAUAGUUACUGGAUAUUUGUCACUGAUGUAUGUGAAAUGGGCUUUCUUAAGACAAAUACUUUUUAUUGGCUUUAUUUUAGCUGCAUAUCAUGUUGAGUGAAUUAGGGUCAUCAGAGUCUUCAUGUUUAGACUAGACUGUCAGUUAAAAUUUCAGGAUAAGAACUUAGAUGUAUAUAAGUUCAGGUCUUGCUCACAACCCCAGAUUUGUUUUCACUAUAAUACCGGUAUUAUUAUUAUAUCUGCAUCACUUUUGUUUCUUGGCAGAUAAUUGUUCAAAGUAAAAUUCAUGUACACUUUCUUUACUUAAACACAUAUAACCUGCUGAUAUAUUUUUGUUAGGAGCUGUCACCAUUCCAAUAAGAAUUUGAUUCAAAUAUGGCAGACUAAAGGUUAAACAUGUUGUUGCUAGGAGCUGUCACCAUUUAAAAAAAAAAAUUGAAUCAGACUUCCAAUUGUUUCACUAGUUCUGUCUAACACAUUGCUGUUUUUUAAGGGUUUUUUUACAGGAAUUUUAUUUUCUAGGUUCUAGAGGAGUUAAUUUACUAAAAAAAAACUGGACUAGAUACAUUUAAAGAUAAAAUAUCUGUCCUGUCUUCAGAAGUUAUAUUUCAUUAAUUAUGUCUAAUGAGGGCACAUUUUUAUCACAAAUUGCCAUCCCAGUUGUCUUUCAUGAGCUUUCCAAAACAAAUAUCCAACUGUGAAUUUAUGUUGUAAAAGAUUUAUUUAAGUUUAAAUGUGUCUGUUUUGAAUGUUUGUGAGGGGUAUACUCAUUUGCCCUUAUCCCACAGUCUGUAUUUUCCUUACACAUGUUUAAGUUGAUUUUUCCUUACACAUGUUUAAAUUGAUAUUUUAUCAUGCAACUACUAUGCAAAGUGCCUGAUAUCACUUGCCUGAUAUUUUAUUUUGUUAUCAGGUCAUUGACAAAGAAGGUUGUUUCAGUCAUAUGCACAAUAAAUAGGUGAAACUUUCACGUAAUGCAUUACUUACAUGGACUGCUUUUAGCCUGACUAUUCAAAGAAUAGGUAAUGUUAUUGGACUCACCCCUGCAUCAGUGUCCACAUUGGCGUCUGUAUUCCAGUUUGAGUUUGGUUAAGCUUUUUAUGUGAGCUGGUAUCUCAGAAACCUUAUAUGGCAAUAGAUUGGAAAUUCACACACUUAUUCACAGUGAUAAACUGACCUACUUUGCCUAGGUUCCAUACAUGAAGAAGAAUUGACCUCAUGACCGAUAUGGUAGAAAAUCAAUAUCAAGGGAAACAACAACUGUACGGUUUUGGUAACGGGUGACCAGCAUUGCGAUGUCGAUAUUUAUUGCCUCUGGAUAUUGUCAUCUGGAUGUUUAUUUUGAUUUCAAAAGGUUUUCCAUAAGAAAUUGAACAAGCAUAAUUGACAUGCCACUUUAGUUACAAACUAUGUAAAGGGAGAGACUUUAUAUAAGAAAUAAAGUCAUUUUUACUGAAACAAUAUGUAGUUUCUUAUAUGUAAUUUUGUAUUUUUGUCUUUCAAGUCACAAAAUAUUAAUUAAUAAAACAAUUAAAUUUUAGAGUUGACAUUGUAAAAUCAUGUUGAUUUAUAAUUCUGUGUGACAUGUAGUAUAUGUUAUCAGAUGUUUCAGACCCCAGGUUUAAAUACCUAACUAUGACCUUGUUAGAUUUUUACAACCACGUCCAUUUUUAAAACACAAAUGUACAUAAUAUAAGUUGUGUUUCUUGAAAACGUUUGAUUACAAUUUAUGCUAUUACAGGUGAAGAUUUUAUUUCUUUUACUCUAAAAUGGUGAAAUAUCAUAUGUUUAUCAAUUAAAGUGGAAAUAUGUGCUUUUUUAAAAGUUAAAUCCAGCUGAAGUAGAUUAUGUUAGUAAAUAGGGUGGAUUAAAUUAUAGUUUUUAACCCAAUAUACCAAACUCUUUCUGGUACCAGUACGAAAGUAUAUAUUUCAAAAUAUGAGUUUUCUUAUUUUGACUGGGGCAGACAUUUUAAGAAAGUACAUCUGCAUGCAGGAGUUGCUUCCCUUCAGCUAUAGAAAUCUCUACCUGUAGGUAAGGGAGUUCACUGCGUACAAGGUUAAGGAAAAGACCUGUUAUCUUAUUAGUCCGAUUUCCUGACUUCUAAAGCAUCAACUUCUAAUACUUACGCUGCACUAUCGUUAAUGUAACACAUUUAAAUGCACAGCAACCUAAAAUUGCUUUUAUGAAAAAUUCACCAGAAAACACACUUUGUGCAGUAAGAUGCGCAUAAUGCCACUUUAAGUAAUUCUUAAGAAAUCAGGAAAGUAAGAAAUUAAAUGAAUAAAAAAUUAUGGUAUGUUUGUAGAAUAAGUAAAAGGGAGACUUGUGUCACCCUUGGUGCAAUUGAUCAUUUUCUCUUUCUUUUAAAAAAAUAUUGGCAAUCAGCAUGGUACAGGUAUUUUGCCAUAUUCAGUGUGAAUAUAAUUUCACAAAUUUCACCAGACUGUUGCAAAAUAAUAAUAAAAAAUGAUUCGAAAAAGUAAAAUGGCAUCAUAAUUAUAUUCAAAACACAUUUAUAGCCUUACCAGUGUUGUACUAUGUCUGUGUUGUUUUAAAGCUCCUUAUUUAGUGGUAAUUAGGGGCCAAUUAAACAAAUAUAUAUGCGUGUUUGAUCAACAAUUUCUAUCAGCUUCAUUAAUUAAGAAAUGACAUUCAUGUAAAAUUAUUUUAAAUUAAACAUGUACAAUCAAUUAUGAAAGUUUCAUAAUGAGGUAAAGAAAAAAAUACAAUUUUCAUGAUAACUGAAAAGAAAAUCAUGAAAUUAGUUUAAAGUUUCACAAAAGUAAAAUUAUAUUUCCUCACAAAAAAAAAAAAAGAUCAUUUCUUUCUCAUUUCAUAAAAAGUUAGUUGAUAUCAUGAAAACAUACGUAUUAUAUGUGUUAGCAUUAGCGCGAGCGUCACACAAAUAUUUUUAAAGACAAUUGAGAUAUUGCUUUGAUAUUUUGCUGUUUGCUUGUUUUAUAAUUUUAUCUUCAGAAUUCAUGCUUGUUUACCAUCAUGACCCCAGUCUGUAAACAGGAGGAGGCAACUCUAUCAAGCAUUUUGACUGAAUUAUGGCCCCUUUUUGACUUAGAAUAUACUUAUUGUAAUGUUAAAGUUUUACUUAUAGCUUAUAUUAUACUAUGAAGCACUGAGAAUAGUCGAGCAUGCUGCCCAUUGACAGCUCUUGUUUCAUUUGUCUUUAUUUGGUAAUGCUGUGCUGCGUAGUUUUGGCAAUUUAUUAUCUAAAAACUAAAAAUAAAUUUAUUCAAAAUUUUAUAUGUAAAUACCUUGCAUUCCUCACUUUUUCUUCUCCAGAUAAACCUUUUAGCAUUGUAUGGCCGAUAGAAAACUUUCUUGUGGCAUAAUUGACACUGAUAUUUAAAAUAAAUUAAAUAAGGUGAGAACAACAACAAAAGAAGAAAUGCGCAUCUCCUUCUUUUUAAAGCUAAGCUAUUAAUUGCAAUACUUAAAUGAAUUUCUUAUGUUGUAAAACUUGUGAUAUUAACACAAAAGGAAUUAUAACUAAACUGAUUAAAUCAUUUACUUUAACCUUUUGAUCACGAUACCGCAUGUGCGGCAUUAAUAUAUCGUCAGCAUACGACACUACAACAACAACUUCGCACUGAAGUUAAUUUUUCUUCAAAAUCAGUGGAAAUUAACAGUCUGAGAACAUGUCAAAUUUUUAUUUUACAAAAAUGAAAUAAAUAGCAUUCAGGAGAUAAAUUCAUUAAGAGUAGGAAAUCAUUUGCACCUAAGCUUUCAUAAAAGCUUUCAUAUAAAUGGUUUUAUACAAAAAAAAAAGCUUUAAACAAACACCGGUUUGAGAUUUUUACACAUUUUAUAUGGAAAAUAGAAUGGAAAAAAUGACGAAAUGAUGGCAUUAAACAUCAUGUUAGGAACAAAAUCAUAAAUAAAGAUAAAAUUUAAUUUGUAAAUAUCGUGUGAUGAAUCAAAUAUUGAACUUUGGUAAUAUUUUUGCACCUAAUAUUAAAUAAAAUGUGUGCAUGCCCUUCUUAAUUCUAUGUAGAAAAUCUGACCGCUAUCGAUUAUUGGCUGGAGGAAUAUUCCUCAGUAUGACUAUUAUGCGCUUUUACAGAAUUAUGCCACUUUUUUCGACUUUUUUUGUUUUGUUUGAAUUUUUAUUAACUUUUUGUAUAUAAGCUGGUAUCUCAGUACACACUUAUGAGAAUGGAUGGAAACUUCAUACAUUUGUUCUGUCACAGUCUGACAUGCAGUGUGCAGGUGCCAUAACUCUACUUCGCAUUUUUACAAAAUUACGCUCCUUUUUCUACAUAGCAGUUUUUAAUCCCCUGCCACAAGUGGUGGGGGUUUAUAGGAAUGGUCCCCGUCUGUCCCUAACACUUUCGUGUCCGCUCUAUAUUUCCUAAACCUCUUAAAGGAUUUUCAUGAAACUUGAGUCAAAUGAUCACCUUAUCAAGACGAUGUGCAGAACCCAUGAGUCAGCCUGGUCGGCUCUAGGUCAAGGUCACAACUGCAGGUCAAAUGUUUGAGCCUUCCAUUUUGUGUCUGCUCUAUAUCUCCUAAACCCCUUGAAGGAAUUUUAUAAAACUUGGGUCAAAUUAUCACCAUAUCAAGACGAUGUGCAAAACCCAUGAGUCAGCCAUGCCGGCUCAAGGUCAAGGUCACAACUUACAAUGAAAUGUUCGAGCCUUUGAUUUUUUGUCCGCUCUCUAUCUCCUAAAACCCUUGAAGGAUUUUAAUCAAAUUUGCGUCAAAUAAUCACCUCAUCAAGGCAAUGUGCAGAACUUAUGAGUCAGCCAUGCCAGCUCAAGGUCAAGGUCACAACUGAAGGUCAAAGAUUUGAGCCUUCUAUUUUGUGUCUGCUCUGUAUCUCCUAAUUCCCUUGAGGAAUUCAUAUGAAACUUGGGUCAAAUGAUGACCUCAUCAAGGCGAUGUGCAGAACUUAUAAGUCAGCCAUGCCGGCUCAAGGUCAUGGUCACAACUGAAGGUCAAACGUUUGAGCCUUCCAUUUUGUGUCUGCUCUGUAUCUCCUAAUUCCCUUGAGGAAUUCAUAUGAAACUUGGGUCAAAUGAUGACCUCAUCAAGGUGAUGUGCAGAACUCAUGAGUCAGCCAUGCUGGGUCAAGGUCACAACUCAAAGCCAAAAGUCUAUAGCCUUCCAUUUUGUUUCCGCUCUCUAUCUCCUAAAUCCCUUAAAGGAAUUUUUUAAAAUUUGGGUCAAAUUAUCAGCUCAUCAAAACAAUGUGCAGAACUUAUGUGUCAGUCGUCCCGGCUCAAGGUCAAGGUCACAACUUAAGGUCAAAAGUUUGAGCCUUCCAUUUUGUGUCCACUCUAUAUCCCUAAACCCCUUGAAGGAUUUUUAUCAAACUUUGGUCAAAUUACCACCUAUCAAGAACUCAUUAAUCAGCCAUGUUAAUUUAAGGUCAAGGUCACAACUCAAGGUCAAAGGUUUGCGCUCUGUAUCUCCUAAACCCCUUGAAGAUUUUCAUGAAACUUGGGUCAAAUGAUCACCUCAUCAAGGCGUUGUGCAGAAUUCAUGACUCAGCCAUGUCAGUUCAAGGUCUAGGUUACAGCCAAUGGUCAAGGGUUUACCAUUUCACUAUCCAUAGCAGUGGUGGGGGAUUUAGCUGUCUUUCAGACUGCCUUGUUGUUUAAAUUUUUGUACGUAAAGUGGUAUCUCAGUACCCACUUUUAUAUACGUUCAAUUGAAAAGGCUGUUGAAUUGCUGUCCUCCAACAGCUCUUGUUAAAACUGUCUGUUAGUUUUUUUUAAGAACACUGUUGGUGCUUACACAUAAUCAGAACAAAAGUGCAAAGACAUGUUUUGUGAAAGGAAAAAUAAUAAGCCGAAUAAACACUCACCAAAUGGUAGUGGUGGAAGAGUACCUAAGUUUCCUUGAUAAAUUAUUUACAACAAUCAUUUCUUGAUGAAUAAGCAUGGAACUACCUUGAGAUGUAUGCGACUUCCAUUUGUUCUGUGCUAUUUUUCUAGCUUAAAGCUACUUGCCCACAGUCUGGGUGAAAUUUUUCAGCAUGUUUAUUUCCACCAAGUUUAUUCCAGAAUGUAUAUAUGACACUGAAAAAAGUGUGAUAAAAAAAAAGUUAGAUAUUGGUAAAAAUGCAAGAAGAAUGCAAAUUUUCUGCAUUCUUUCAAAAUCGUUGCAAUGGUUUACUAGUUUCUGCACAAUAUUUUUGCUUAUUUAUAUAAUUAAGGAAUAUCUUGCAAAAUUCAUAUGUCAGUAAGUUUGUACUACUAGUCACUUUCAGAGUACUCGCCUUCUAUGGAUUUUUGAGAGAAAUCGAGAAUUCUUUCUCUUUUUUUUUUUGCUUAAAAUGUGUGGCUUAGUCCCUUUAAUGGCUAUAUAAGUCUACGUCUAUUAUAAUUUAUAACAAAGGUUGUUAUUAAAUUUCAGACAAAGAAAUCCAUUUGUAAAAUGAAAGCUUUAUUCAUUCCAGUAGAAAGUACCAGGUUCUAAGGUUAUUAAGGUCUGAUGUUAUUAUGGCAAAAACUCAGUAAGGAGAGCAUCGGUCUACAGACCGCAGGGUUGCGAGUUCGAUCCCCGGGCGGGGCGUAGGUUCUCCGUGACAAUUUAAUAAAAUACAUUGUGUCUGAAAUCCUUAGUCCUCCACCUAUGAUUCAUGUGAGGAAGUUGGCAGUUACUUGCGGAGAACAGGUUAGUACUGGUAUAGAAUCCAGGAACACUGGUUAGGUUAACUGCCCGCCGUUACAUGACUGAAAUACUGUUGAAAAACGGCGUUAAACCCCAAAAACAAAACAAAAAAACGACUUAUUAUGGCAAACAUGCAUCACAAGACUGGUUUCUAGCCUCAGUUGUAUACCCUUGGUACUCAAACAUUGAUUCAUCCAACUGAUCUCACAUAUCUUGCUAUUUAUGCUUUGAGGGUAAUUUAUUCAGUAUAUUUAUACCCCCACCAAACAUGUUUGAGGGGGGUACACAGGAGUCAGUUUUGUCGCGUCCCGUCCCGUCCCGUCGCGUCCCGAAAUCUAUUAUCUCAGUUAUUACCAAAUGGAUUUGAUUCAAACUAAAAAAUACAUGUUCCACCUUAUCACCCACAUCAUAAGAUACAAGGUGCAUAACUCUGACACCAAGUUUUCAUGAAUUAUGUCCCCUUUUACUUAGAAUUUAAGGUUAAUUUUGUUGUAUUUUCACUAUAUCUCAGUUAUUACUAAAUGGAUUUGAUUGAAACUUAAAAUAGGUGUUCCACCUCAUCACCCACAUCAUGUGACACAAGGUGCAUAACUCUGACACCAAUUUUUAAUGAAUUAUGCCCCUUUUUACUUAGAAUUUAAGGUUGAUUUUGAUGUAUUUUCACUGUAUCUCCGUUACUACUGAAUGGAUUUGAUUCAAACUUAAAAUAGAUGUUCCACCUCAUCACCCACAUCAUGUGACACAAGGUGCAUAAAUCUGACACCAAGUUUUCAUGAAUUAUGCCCCCUUUUACUUGGAAUUUAAGGUUAAUUUUGUUGUAUUUUCACUAUAUCUCAGUUAUUACUAAAUGGAUUUGAUUCAAACUUAAAAUAGUUGUUCCACCUCAUCACCCACAUCAUGUGACAUAAGGUGCUUAACUCUGACAUAAAUCUUUUAUGAAUUAUGUCCCCUUUUACUGUAAAUUUAAGGUUGAUUUUGAUGUAUUUUCACUAUAUCUCAGUUAUUAAUCCCCCGUCGUGGCAGAGGGAUUAUAGGAAUGGUCUGCGUCCGUCCUUCCGUCCGUAACAAAAUCGUGUCCGGUCCAUAUCUCCUAAACCCCUUGAAGGAUUUUCAUGAAACUUGGGUCAAAUGAUCACCUCAUCAAGACGAUGUGCAGAACCCAUGAGUCAGCCUUGUCGGUUCAAGGUCAAGGUCACAACUCAAGGUCAAAGGUUUGAGCCUGCCAUUUUGUGUCCGCUCUAUAUCUCCUAAACCCCUUGAAGGAGUUUUAUAAAACUUCGGUCAAAUGAUCACCUCAUCAAGACGAUAUGCAGAACCCAUGAGUCAGCCAUGCUGGCUCAAGGUCAAGGUCACAACUCAAGGUCAAAGGUUUGAGCCUUCCAUUUUGUGUCCGCUCUAUAUCUCUUAACCCCUUGAAGGAAUUUUAUAAAACUUGGGUCAAAUGAUCACCUCAUCAAGACGAUGUGCAGAAUCUAUGAGUCAGUCAUGCCAGCUCAAGGUCAAGGUCACAACUUAGGGUCAAAGGUUUGAGCCUUCCAUUUUGUGUCCGCUCUAUAUCUCCUAAACCCCUUGAAGGAUUUUCAUCAAACUUGGGUCAAACGAUCACCUCAUCAAGGCGAUGUGCAGAACUUAUGAGUCAGCCAUGUCGGCUCAAGGUCAAGGUCACAGCUGAAGGUCAAAGGUUUGAGCCUUCCAUUUCGUGUCCGCUCUAUAUCUCCUAAACCCCUUGAAGGAAUUUUAUAAAACUUGGGUCAAAUGAUUACCUCAUCAGAAUGAUGUGCAGAAAUUAUGAGUCAACCAUGCCAGCUCAAGGUCAAGGUCACAACUAUGGGUCGAAGGUUUGAGCCUUCCAUUUGGUGUCCACUCUGUAUCUCCUUAACCCCUUGAAGGAUUUUCAUCAAACUUGGGUCAAAUGAUCACCUCAUCAAGAACUCAUGAGUCAGCCAUGUCAACUCAAGGUCAAGGUCACAACUGAAGGUCAAAGGUUUCAGCUCUGUAUCUCCUAAACCCCUUGAAGGAUUUUCAUGAAACUUUGGUCAAAUGAUCACCUCAUCAAGACGUUGUGCAGAAUUCAUGAGUCAGCCAUGUCAGUUCAAGGUCAAGGUCACAGCUUAAGUCAAAGGUUUACCCUUUCACUAUCCAUAGCAGUGGUGGGGGAUUUAGCUGUCUUUCAGACUGCCUUGUUACAAAAUGGAUUUGAUUCAAACUUAAAAUAGUUGUUCCUACUCAUCAACCACAUCAUGUGACACAAGGUGCAUAACUCUGACACCAAUUUUUCAUGAAUUAUGUCCCCUUUUUACUUAGAAUUUAAGGUUAAUUUUGAUGUAUUUUCACUAUAUCUCAGUUACUACUGAAUGGAUGUGAUUCAGAUUUAAAACAGAUGUUCCACCUCAUCACCCACAUCAUGUGACACAAGGUGCAUAACUCUGACACCAAUUUUUCUUGAAUUGUGUCCCCUUUUACCUAGAAUUUAAGGUUAAUUCUGAUGUAUUUUCACUAUAUCUCAUUCUGAUUGGCUUGGAGCCAAAGGGAAGUAACCUUUUUUUAACUUUUGUACUGAGUUUCUUCCCCUAUUUUUAGAUUUUCAAUAUUUUAACUUUAUUAUUAUAAGUCCUAUGUAAAAAGUAAAUACAUUUUUCUGUGAUAACAUGGGUUGGUAAGACAUUUUUUUAUAUUCACUUUUAGUGUAUCUCUAAUAUUAGAGAUUUUUUAUAUUUACUAGUAUUACUAUACUAGUAUUACUUAUAUGUGGAAGCCCAGGAUGAAGUACUCCAAAGUAUUUUUAAGAUUUCUUAUGGUUGCCAUUCUUCUGUGACAAGACCGUAUGGUGGGGGUAUGAGUCACUCCUGUGACAGUUCUAGUUAGGUAUGUUUUGUUUUGAUAUUUUUAUGAUUUUUUUUCUUUUAAAAUGUUACAUGUUUUUUAUUAACUGUGUCACAUACAUUUGUGCAUUUAGUUUGUGUUAUAUAUUUUGUGUUCAGAGGAAAUAGUUGUACUGCCAUGACAUAUAUGCUGUGUAGAGACUACAUUACAGUUUGUGUAUUGUAGUUUUAAAAUAAUGUGCUGUAUUUAUUUAAAACUAGAUUUUAUUUUCUGUUUAUAUGCUAUUGAAGGGGGUUAGAUAUUUUUGCCAAUGAAAAAGGUAUAAUUUUAACAUCUGAUUCACCUCUUCCAUGAAAAGGAUUUUCCUUGUCGAUAAUUUUAAUUAGAAGACAAUGCCAUUGAUUUCAUAAUUAUUUCAUUCUAAAGAACUAUGAAGGUAGUGUUUAAUUUUUCAAAAUAUUUCGAUUAGUUGUUUUGAUGGGCACAUUUUCUUCAUUUAAAUCAAUUUUGAAUUUAUUUGUGACUGUAUUGUUAUAAUUCUUUCAGGAUAUCUUAGUACAUUUGUAUAAAGUAUAAAAAGAAUGUUCCAUGUAAUAUAAUUGAAAAAAGUCUAGAAAAAAGUUGUCUUUUCAAAAUCAUAAUUUUGCCUGACUUUGCAAUGUGAAAAAUACAUUUUUUAGCCAUAAAAUUGACAUUAUUGAAUAUAUUUUAGAAAUUCCAAAGGUCCACCUACUGUUUUUAGGUACUACCAUUAGAAUGUUGAAUAGUGUCUAUUUGGAUGUUUGCAAAAUAAACCAAAAUUCAUGAUAAAACCCUGUUAUGGAUUUAGGUUGAUCAAACUCUAAGUUAUGUCCAGCUUUAACAAUACCGUAGAACCUGUAAAUGAAGCACCAUUGGAAAACUUUGUUACUUACAGUUGCACAGGGUCUAGAUAUAUAUUCUCUUGUCCAUUUGUACUUACUGUCAAACUCAAACUCGUCGGGAUUGUCAAAAUUUGUUUGAGUUAUCGGAAGUUCCAGUCAUUGAACAAUAUACACAAUGCAGGGAUUGUGCUGGGAACUGACAAUGAGUUUGAGUAUAGGGUGGUAUUCAAAUUAUCCAAGUUCGAGUGAACAGUUUGCCUGCACAUCCGUACUUUUUGGAUAGUCAUAUAUUUAAUAUUUAUGUAAAUGAUGAUAGAAAAUUUUGAAAACAACAUAAUACUUUGUCUGAAUUGUGAUUGUCUGAAUGACAUUUUAUCGGGUAUCUCUGUUCAGCGGAAGUAACUGAAUAUUGGUAAAAUUGUUUUGUGAAAUUGUAUUUCGUGAAUGUAUUUUAAGUUUAUACAGAAUGUGUUUUUGUUUUCUUUUAAGGUUGAAAAGGGUUUAUUUUUUAGGGUAAUAGAUUAGUAUUAGGUUUUACUUGUAGGGUUAUAUAUUAGAAUAAAGCGUGACAAUAUUACGUGUAUUUGUAAGCUGUUUUUAUGUAACUCCUGUCUGUAAGAAGUUAAUUGCUUUUACACAGUUACUUUAGGGGUGCUACAAUUAUAUACUGGUUCUAUAAUUAAGGCAUUUAAAUACUGUUUUAUUAUAGAUAAAACAUUUGAAUGAAUUUUUGUUGUUCAUGUAAAUUCGUGUUUAUUAAAAUGCUUACUAGCUUGGGUAUACUUUAAUAAAUUGUGUCACCAAGUAUGAAAGUAUGUACAUUAGGAAAAUAGUUGAGUUUCUUUCACAAAUCUGGUUAUUAUUUUCAUCAAACAGUAUGUGAAAUAUGGCUAUUUUAGUAUUACUAACAAAAUGAAAUAAAACAUGUUCAUGAUAAAAAGUGA